UGUCACUUCUCGUGUGUCUCAGUGUGGAUCGAUCUGAUCCUCCCGACGUUCCUCUCAUUUGUAUUUCGCGACUGGCUGCAGCUUGUGCUGCUGCUGCUGCUGCUGCUGCUGCUCUGCUGCUGCUGCUCAUACGCAAUCCCUGGAUAGGUGGUUGCCAUGGAUUCCUGGGUCACAUGCGUGGGUUUCCUGUAGCCAGAAGCAGCAGAAGAUGCUUGGACCGAAAAAAACCCAGAGCCAUUUUCAUUCAAGGAAAAGAGAGGAUCCGCUGUCGUUGCCUCGCUGACCGGGCGGCCCGACUACACCCGUCUGCAGAAUUCUCUCUCUCUCUCUCUCUCUCCCUCUCUCUCUCCCUCUCUCUCUCUCUCCCUCUCUCUUUCUUUUCGAUUCCAUCUGUGCUUUGGAUUGUUCACAAAUUUCGCAGCAAAACCGGUUUAGUCCACAUCCAUAGACUGAGAACAGGAAUGAGUAUAGAAAUUCCCGAGGGCCUGACGGAGCUGUUACAGAGCUUUACCGUGGAAGUUUUGAGGAACCAGCCCCGGGAUCUGCUCGAGUUCGCCCUACAGUACUUCACCCAGCUGAGGGACCGCGAGACCAAAGGGGCCUCGUUCGGCAAUGAGCGAAAUUCGGCCCCAAGACCCGGGAAAGCGGUCAACUUCAUUGACGAAGCCAUGCAAAUCGACUCGGAAAACGGAGAGGAGGAGGAGGAGGAGGACGACGACGACGACGACGAGGAAUUCAUAGCCCCUGUAAUGAACAGAUUCAUCAGAAGAGCAUCAGUGUGUGCUGAAGCGUUCAAUCCUGAUGAAGAUGAGGAGGAUAAAGAGCCAUGGGUCACCCACCCAAAGACCGAUGAGCAGAGACAGAGACUACAGGAAGCGUGUAGGGACAUUCUUCUGUUCAAGAAUUUGGAUCCGGAAGAGAUGUCUCAGGUGCUGGACGCCAUGUUUGAGAAGUUCUGUACGGAAGGGGAGCACAUCAUCGAGCAAGAUGGUGAUGGGGACAAUUUUUAUGUCAUUGAAAGUGGGAUGUUUAACAUUUUCAUGAAGGUCGAUGGCACAGAGAAGCAGGUUGGCUGCUAUGACAACAGAGGCAGCUUUGGAGAACUAGCAUUGAUGUACAACACCCCCAGGGCAGCCACCAUAAUCGCCGUCUCACCUGGAGCCCUUUGGUGCCUAGAUCGUCUGACAUUCAGGAGGAUCAUAGUGAAGAAUAACGCCAAGAAGAGGAGGCUGUAUGAGGCGUUCAUUGAAACGCUGCCAUUGCUCACGUCGUUAGAGCUCUCUGAGAGAAUGAAGGUUGUAGACGUGCUGUCCACCAAGGCGUACAAUGAUUCACAGCAGAUUAUUGCUCAGGGGGAUUUAGCGGAUUGCUUCUACAUCGUCGAGUCUGGCCAAGUUAGAAUCACCAUGAAAAGAAGCAGAACGAAAAAAGACCAGGAGGAUGAGGAGCUGGAUAUUGCCACAUGCUUUAGGGGCCAGUAUUUUGGGGAGUUGGCGCUUGUCACAAACAAGCCCAGAGCUGCGUCGGCAUACGCUGUGGGAAGCGUCAAAUGCUUGGUCAUGGAUAUUCAAGCCUUCGAGAGAUUGCUGGGCCCGUGCAUGGACAUCAUGAAGAGGAACAUUGCUAACUAUGAGGAGCAGCUAGUUACCCUGUUUGGAAAUAGCCCGGAGAUUGAGCAACAAAGUGCAUAAGAUGGCUCCAAUGCCAAUGGACUAUGAAUCAAUGGAUGGGGGGGAAAAAGGCUUGUGUGGAUGUUUUCCCCCAUUAUCACUUAAAUGGCUUUUCGUACAAGAAAUGUGAAUACCCACAACAAUAAUUGUGUGUCGGAUAAAUAAAACACACAGAUUCCCAUAUAAGACAAGGUUCAAUUCAGCAGAGUUUGUUAUGAGUAAAGUAAGCCAAAGCAGAGUUGCUUACAGCUUGUUUCAAUUAGAUUCCUCAUGAUUCUCACCUUAAAAGUGUAAGUGUACAUUUUACUUGUCAGUGUCAGAUAAAUUAUUUUAUAUGCUGAACAAUUUUGUCAACUCUCACCUUAUAUCCACAGUGUUAUAGUUACACCUAGAGUAUAAUAUUGUUUGUGAAUUUUUAAAUAUUGUUUGUUGAAACCAGAUGCCAAAGUUAAUUUCUUACUAGAUAAUUGCGAGCAAACAUGUCACUCUCUUAUCUUUUUUUUUUUUGGCAAGAGCACUAACACUUGCAGCAUGAGGUGCACUGGUACAAGAGCGCCUCCCUACAUGAGAAAGGAUAAACAAUUUGUAAAGGAAGUUCAUUUGAUUCUGUGUUUGAAUAGCAUCUUUCACAUUUUGAUCAGAAGAGAAUCACAAAUAUACAUUUAGUUGAUCAUAAGAUAUAAUCCCUUGAAUAUGCGUUCAUAAACAAUGUAUAUCAUUGUUGCAAAUUGUUUGUGGCUGUUAGCCUAAUGCUUUUGAAAAAACAAACAGAAAACAAACUUCAGAGAGAUAGCUGAUAGUUUUGUAAGAAUAAACAACACGUUGCUCUGAAAUUUGAAAAAGAGUAUUUGCUGUUAAUGUAUAGGCUCACCUUUAAUAUAAUUAGUCACCCCGCUAGACUGUAGCAUUAUAGGCAACGUCUUGACACAAAUGAUUUUUUCUGUUUUUUUAAUGUUAAAUUAAAGUCUGUUUUUGUGUCGGUGAAACAUGUUUUAUGAUUGAUAACAUUCAUUGUUGCUGUCUAUCUCUGCCAACAACUUAUACUUUUUGGAAACACAUUCAUGUGCCCUCUCAACAGGAAUCUAAAGUGGGUCCUCUCUCUCUCCCCCUUCCCCCUAUUUCUUCUUCUCUCUCCUUCUAAAAUGAAUAAUUAGUCUGUAUUUUGUCUGUGGUUUGCUGCAGCUUUAACUAUUUGAAGCUGAUUUGACAUUUAAACAUUCUAAAUUUAUUCCUCCCCCUUUUGUGCAGGUUGUAGGCUAGUGGUAAAUUCUGAGGGCAAACCCAUAAAAUACUGGAUGACAGUACUGAGUGUUUCACUUUUCAUGACAAUAAAUACAUUUUUUUUUACA
Messenger RNA from Scophthalmus maximus (turbot), 3019 nucleotides. RefSeq names its product cAMP-dependent protein kinase type II-beta regulatory subunit. Lineage: Eukaryota; Metazoa; Chordata; Actinopteri; Pleuronectiformes; Scophthalmidae. The record is from RefSeq and is a predicted model, not a curated record. The transcript is spliced from 11 exons. Bases 174 to 1691 code for a protein of 505 amino acids.